Messenger RNA from Lottia gigantea (owl limpet), 3543 nucleotides. RefSeq lists its product as hypothetical. Gene Ontology annotation, cellular component: catalytic step 2 spliceosome; nucleolus. Gene Ontology annotation, molecular function: ATP binding; RNA helicase activity; mRNA binding. Bases 316 to 1515 code for a protein of 399 amino acids. The transcript is spliced from 19 exons. The record is from RefSeq and is a predicted model, not a curated record. NCBI's taxonomy places the organism in Eukaryota, Metazoa, Mollusca, Gastropoda, Lottiidae.
UUAACGAAGUCUUCAAAAACAUUGGGGUUCAGAACAAUACCCGAGGACAAGUCAAUCAAAGAACUGAAAAAGCGGUCAUUAAAAAGUAUACUUCUAUGUGAACUCAGCCUAACGGCCUUAAUAUCCAGCAUGGCAAUCGAAUUAUACCUUUCGUUGUCACCUACAAUUCUACUCUUAAAAAUGCCGAUGUAAUUGUCAGACGCUUUUAUAAAGAACUCUGGGAAGAAUUCCCUGACAUCUGUACUAAACGUUUGGUGACUGCUUACAAAAGGAAUAAAAUAGGUGGCGCUUCAUUUUGUCUUCAUUUCUUCCAAAAUGGCGACGCGGCGUGUGUUAGAAGACGAUCUGAAAAAUGUUGAAUUCGAAACAAGCGAGGAAGUUGAUGUUACUCCAACGUUUGACAACAUGGGUCUUAGGGAGGAACUGCUAAGGGGCAUAUAUGCAUAUGGGUUUGAAAAACCAUCAGCUAUUCAACAGAGAGCAGUGAAGCCAAUAACGAAAGGCAGAGAUGUGAUUGCUCAAGCUCAAUCUGGUACUGGUAAAACAGCCACAUUUUCCAUAAGCAUAUUACAAACUGUUGAAACACAAUUAAGAGAAACACAAGCUCUUUGUUUAGCACCUACCAGAGAGUUAGCUGUACAGAUUCAAAAGGUUAUAUUGGCGUUGGGUGAUUAUAUGAAUAUACAAUGUCAUGCCUGUAUUGGUGGAACAAAUGUUGGAGAAGACAUCAGAAAAUUGGAUUAUGGUCAACAUGUUGUUGCUGGUACACCUGGCAGAGUUUUUGAUAUGAUUAAAAGAAGGAAUUUACGAACUAGAUCAAUCAAGAUGUUGGUAUUAGACGAGGCAGAUGAAAUGUUAAAUAAAGGUUUUAAAGAACAAAUUUAUGAUGUAUAUAGAUAUUUGCCACCAGCUACACAAGUUCUACUUAUAUCUGCUACCUUACCACAUGAAAUCCUUGAAAUGACCAGUAAAUUUAUGACUGAUCCCAUCCGAAUCUUAGUUAAACGUGAUGAGUUGACAUUAGAGGGUAUUAAACAGUUUUUUGUAGCUGUAGAAAGAGAGGAGUGGAAGUUUGAUACAUUAUGUGAUUUGUAUGAUACAUUAACUAUUACUCAAGCUGUUAUAUUCUGUAACACAAAGAGAAAGGUUGACUGGUUAACAGAGAAAAUGAGAGAAGCUAAUUUUACUGUAUCAUCUAUGCAUGGUGAUAUGCUUCAGAAAGAAAGAGAAGCCAUUAUGAAAGAAUUUAGAUCAGGAGAAAGUCGUGUGUUGAUAACAACAGAUGUAUGGGCUAGAGGUAUUGAUGUUCAACAAGUAUCAUUAGUCAUUAAUUAUGAUCUACCAAAUAACAGAGAAUUGUACAUUCACAGAAUUGGUAGAUCAGGUAGAUUUGGUCGUAAAGGUGUGGCUAUUAAUUUUGUGAAGAAUGAUGAUAUUCGUAUUUUACGUGAUAUUGAACAGUACUAUUCUACACAGAUUGAUGAAAUGCCAAUGAACGUUGCUGAUUUGAUUUAAAGAAGUGCUGUCCAUAUAACAGUUGUAAAUAGUAUCAUUAUUUUAACAUUGUCAGAUCAUUUUGUAUAUAAACAUUAGACAUUUUGACAAAACCUGAAUCAUUUUAGUGGUCUGUCUGUACAUCAUGGUUAAAUUUAUUUGAUUUCAUUGCUUAGUUCCUUAUAUAUGAAGAAUGUAAUGGGCUUAUUAAGGGAACUCAACUUCUUCAUUCAAUUUUUCUAUUGAUAUCUGAAAACAGUAAUAAAUAUAAAAGCAUUCAACUUUUAGAUGUACAUAAAGUUCUUUUGUUCUUUUGUUCAUCUUGUGUAUAAAACAUAAUCUAAAUAAAAUUUAGAAAUAACUCAUAUUAUUGAAUAUUUGUGACAAGAGUGAAGUUCAAGCCCCGAAAUCCUUGAACUAAAGGGAUUGCUUUUAAUAUAUCUAGUUUGUGUUUUAUUUUCGUAGCAGUUUGAAAGCUAGAAACAUACCUAUACUAUUUGUUGCAUCUUAUUCUUAUCACAAUAAUAAUUUCUUGAUUAGUGCAUCUAACAUAAGUUGUGCAUUGCUGUGCAGGCUUUUACAAAAUUAGCAAAGUUUUGGGUUUAAUUCUAAGCAUAGGGUUGAAAAAGGAUGUUCUGAUGAGACAAUGAACUAAAACUAAAAGAAGUUCAGGUUCAACACCCUCGGACAUAAUCAAAGAGGAGGAGCUAAUUCGAUAUUACCUAUUGUCCACUCAAUCCAUAGAGUUAUGUUUUUAUUAGCAAGAAUUAGCAAGAAAAAUGUAUUUCCUCAAUCUUUCACAUUAAGACAAUUGAAACGCAAAGCAUUUAAUAAAAAGAAUUGUUUAUUAUAAGAAAAUAACAAAGUUUAAGUUAUUUGAUUAUUUAUAUGUACACCAAUAAACACCUUUCUUGGUCAAGUCAACAAUAUUUUAGAGCAGAACAUCUUGUGAUAGUCAAAUUAUCUAAGAAAGCAGGUGAGAAAAUACCUCGAAAACACUAAAUAUAAUUUCUAGUGCAAAAUAUAUAUAAAAGUCUAAUAAAUAAUGAAAUUCAAAUUGGUCUCUGCUUUAUGGAUUCGUAGGACGAAACUCAGCUAAACACAUGUCAAAGACUAGUCUGAAAUAUUAUAGUUUUCCAUAAUUUACAAAGCCUGAAAAAAGAAUUCUAAAAUAUUCAACCUUCACAACUAAGCAGUUGGUAAAGUAAAAAAAACCUAAUCAGCAUUGGAUUUAAGGUCAAAAGUCUCUUGCACACUUCUUGCAUUGAGACCAGAAGAACGCAUGUAACCAAGGAACAAUGGCACAUUAUUAUUUAUAAAUUGGUAAUUGUAUCUACUGACUAAAUUGCUAGUCUAUAAUUUGACAUGUAUUUAGUUAAGAAAUCUGAUACUCAUUUUCUGUUCUACAUCCACUCUCUCCAUUGCCUGAACAAAUUCAUCAAAAGAUAUUUGAUUAUCUUUAUCAAAGUCAACUUCCACUAUAGUUCUAUCAGCUAUACUUGAUAACUGUUCUUCUGAUAUAUUGGCACCAACCAUCAUGUGUAAAACAGCUAAUAAUUCUUCUUUAGAAAUCCUCUCAUCUCCAUCUAAAUCAUACAUUUUAAAUGCAAAUUUGAGUUUAUCUUCUCGUGUGUUAAUCUUAUUUUUCUCUGGAUUUGUUUUUAUUGGUCGAAAUCUUCCUAAAACUCUCAUAAACUGUUUAAAAUUCACAGUAUCAUCAUUACUUUCUUGAAAAAAUGCAUGUACAAUUCUAUCUCCCAGUGGAUUUAUAGCCAAUUCAGGAAUUCUCAGGAAAUCUUCUCGACUUAAAAAUCCAUUAUUACUUUUAUCUAAACUAGUAAAUCUACUAUAUAAUCUGGCAAUUUGACUCUGGGAAAAUCCAGUUUCUUUGCUGAUUUCAUUUAUUUCUGCCUCUUGUAGUUGAAUGGAUGAUCUGGCACCCAUUGUGACUGAAGUUUAGUUGAAGAGUGUUUGAAUAAUGAAACGUUUAAUGACUGUCUAAAUAAUGGUAAGUCAACCUUUCAUCCCAUAUUAAAUUGACCUUCCUCU